Molecule: messenger RNA, 735 nt
Organism: Dibothriocephalus latus
Lineage: Eukaryota; Metazoa; Platyhelminthes; Cestoda; Diphyllobothriidea; Diphyllobothriidae
Source: the annotation of a GenBank genome assembly
UUGGCGUGGGAGUAUGCCAUACUGAUCCUCAUUGAGAUUCUGUCUAUUGUGGACUCGCAGCGUAUGGCUAGGUUGCAGUACACAUUCUACGACGACAAGUACAAUGUCUUGAACUUUAUCGCCUCCUCUGAUCCUAUCCGAAUGGAUACUCCUUCUAUGCACCUUAUGGACGCCUUGACAAACUUCUUUCUUCAAUCGGAGCACAUGCAGCAUUUCAUUUUGGGGACGCCCAGUUUGCGAAGCAAGUUCUACAAGCUGAUCGACCAUGUGCUGCGCACACUGCCCUCCCAGCAUUACACGUCUGCGUACCGCACUUCUGCCAAAGUUGUAGCCUACACAAAGGCUCUGCAGGAGGCCCAUGCUUUGAUUGUGUCUUCUCUGCAGACUACCGACAUCGAUCAGACUGGUGACACAGACGACGUGGACUCCUGCGAAGGUCCGGUUGAGGAUGAAGAUGGUUCAGACGUCGAAAGGGGUGAGGAGGCAGGCGAAGAAGAGGAGGCGGAGGAAGAACAAGAAGCAGAAGAAGAAGAGGAGGAGGAGGAAGAAGAAGAGAAACACAAUGAAGAGGUGACAGGUGUUGCAGACCAGAUGAAGGCAUUUUCCCGUGACAACUCUCCUGUGCUCGACAGGAAAACCUGCCCGCUAUCGCGGAUGCAAGUUCCCGAGAAAAAUGAGAAGCUUCCAGGGGUGGAUGAGGCGGUACCUAAGCCCCAGCCCAGCAGCGACAGUUGA